Messenger RNA from Gastrolobium bilobum, 489 nucleotides. Its product is annotated as transcriptional regulator TAC1-like. The transcript has a single exon. The record is from RefSeq and is a predicted model, not a curated record. NCBI's taxonomy places the organism in Eukaryota, Viridiplantae, Streptophyta, Magnoliopsida, Fabales, Fabaceae. The coding region runs from base 1 to 489 and encodes 162 amino acids.
AUGGAGUCUGAUCAUGAUCAUCAUCAACCAAUAUCAGAAAAACCCCUCGAUGGUGAUGAUCAAGGUGCAAGUCAUGUACCAUCAUCCAGGUCCUACGAGUGCAACUUUUGCAAGAGGGGUUUCUCUAAUGCACAAGCACUUGGGGGUCAUAUGAACAUCCAUAGGAAAGACAAAGCAAAACUCAAGCAACAAUCUUCAAACCAAACUCAACCAUCUUUGGAGUCUAAGUCUGGUGAAGAACGCAGCAAACAAAGCUGGAAUUGGAAUGUGUCUCAACAAGACUAUGCCUCCUCCAUAGAUGAAACUCACAUGAGGCAGCUUCCACUCUUUGCUGAAUCACCAAAUAGCAGUGAAACGCAAAAGCCACAAGGUCAAAUUCAUGGGGAUAUUGCUACAGAACGUUCCUCAUCUGAGUUAGACCUUGAACUGAGAUUAGGGUCUGAGCCACGGGAUUUAUCUCCGGCUACCGGUACCAGAAAAUUCUAUUGA